Molecule: messenger RNA, 378 nt
Organism: Arabis nemorensis
Lineage: Eukaryota; Viridiplantae; Streptophyta; Magnoliopsida; Brassicales; Brassicaceae
Source: the annotation of a GenBank genome assembly
AUGGAGAACAGUGUGAACAUGUUUGGGAAGAGUGAGUCCCCGAGAUCACCGACUAGGCUGCAGAGGAAAGCACCCACGGCUCUGCAUCUUGACCAUGUUCCCGAGAAUCCCCUUUUGCAGCAGUCUUGUGAUGCGACUGCAACCGCAGCUAUUCCUCUGCUUUCACCUCUCUUUGUGUCUCCAAACCUGCACUCUUCUCUCCCGCGAGAAGAGGGCGAUCUGAAGUGUCGGGCGGGUUUUACUCAGAAGAACGAAUCUCAACCGUCAAUGGACCACAAGGAAGAGUGGCAAUAUUCUGCUAAGGCCGACCAUAGCAACCAGAUGGCUCUCAUGAAUAUGUUUCAGACCAAGUUAAUGCUUGUAGAUAAUUCACAAUGA